GUAGGAUCUUUUAAUUAUGACGCAAGCCCCAAAUUGUACGGUCACCAAACAACCUUCUGUAGAUUUUUUCUCACACUCUCUCGUUUCUUAGAUUUCUAGCUCAACGCCAACACCAAAAGCGAAAGAAAAAUCAAAGAAAAUAAAAGACCAGAAAAGACCAAAAAGCAGAGGUUUUAAUCUGAUUUUUUUCUUCUUUAAAUCCAUAAAGCAAACAACACUAUAAAAAAUCAAGGUACCCCCAUUUUUCAGCUUCCUACCCCAUCUUGCUAAAGAAAUUUCAACAAGAGUUUUUUUUGUUGAUUGUCAUUUGUUGACUUUUGCUUGCAUCCUCAUUGACAAGGUCUGAUCUACAAGGAGGAGGAGAUAAGAAGGCUUUUAUUUUGGAGGAUAUUGGGUUUUUUUUUUUUGUGGUUGAAUUAGGUGUUUGUUAGUUUUUUUUUUUUUGUUUUUUUUCCUUAGGUUUGGGAAAAUAUGACAACUUCGUGGGCAGAUUCUGUAGCAGACUCUGCAUCUGAAACUGUAGUUUCAGACAACAAUUCCUUACGUCGUCCAACUCGGUCCACUUAUGUCCCGCCCCACCUUCGUAACCGUCCAUCUUCCGACACACCUAACCUUUCAGGACCGGUUACUGAGAGGACAAGUUUUAGUGGUACCACCGGCGUGUCCCAAUGGUCCCGGCCAAGCAUUGGGGGCGGUGGCGGUGGGACUAAGCCCGAAAUAGGGCGUCAGGGUCAUGUAUAUGGCUCUUCUGGACGUGGCGGUGGUGGUUGGAACAAUAGAAGUGGUGGUUGGAAUAGGAGAGAAAGGGAAGUAAAUCCAUUUGAUGAUAAUGAUGAAGCUGAUGUUAAGGACCAAGCAUGGGAUGAACAAGAGAAUUCGGGGAUCAAUUUCGAUGCUUACGAGGACAUUCCGGUGGAAAUUAGUGGUGAAAAUGUGCCACCACCUGUAAAUACAUUUGUUGAUAUAGAUUUAGGGGAGCUUUUGAAUCAAAACAUUAGGAGAUGCAAGUAUGUGAAACCGACUCCAGUUCAACGACACGCUAUCCCUAUAGUAUUAGGAGGUAGAGAUUUAAUGGCUUGUGCUCAAACAGGGUCUGGGAAGACAGCUGCUUUCUGCUUUCCAAUUAUUAGUGGAAUUAUGCAGGAACAGUAUGUACAGAGACCGCGUGUAGCACGAACUGUUUACCCUCUUGCUCUCAUUUUAUCUCCCACAAGGGAGCUUUCUUGUCAAAUACACGAUGAGGUGAAAAAAUUCUCAUAUCAAACUGGUGUCAAGGUUGUAGUUGCCUACGGAGGGGCACCAAUUACCCAACAGUUGCGAGAGCUGGAGAGAGGAGUUGAUAUUCUAGUGGCAACUCCAGGGCGAUUGGUUGAUUUGCUAGAGAGGGCUAGAGUAUCAUUGCAGAUGAUAAGAUACUUAGCGCUCGAUGAGGCAGAUCGUAUGCUUGAUAUGGGUUUCGAGCCACAAAUCAGGAAGAUAGUGGAACAAAUGGACAUGCCUAAUCGGGGUGUGCGACAGACAAUGUUGUUUAGUGCCACCUUUCCAAGAGAGAUACAGAGACUUGCAUCUGAUUUUCUUGCAAAUUACAUAUUCUUGGCUGUUGGGAGGGUUGGUUCUAGCACGGAUUUGAUUGUUCAAAGGGUUGAAUUUGUUCAAGAGUCUGAUAAAAGAAGUCAUCUCAUGGAUCUUCUGCAUGCACAAAGGGAAAACGGAGCUCAUGGAAAGCAAGCUUUGACAUUAGUUUUUGUGGAGACAAAAAAAGGAGCUGACUCAUUGGAACAUUGGUUGUGCAUUAAUGGAUUCCCAGCAACCACUAUCCACGGUGAUAGGACUCAACAGGAAAGGGAACUAGCAUUGAGAUCUUUCAAGAGCGGAAAGACCCCAAUUUUAGUGGCAACAGAUGUGGCCGCUCGUGGUCUUGAUAUACCCCAUGUAGCUCACGUGGUCAACUUUGAUCUCCCUAAUGACAUUGAUGAUUACGUCCAUCGGAUUGGAAGGACAGGGCGUGCCGGUAAAACAGGAUUGGCAACUGCUUUCUUUAACGAAGGCAAUUUGUCAAUGGCAAGGCCACUAGCUGAGCUAAUGCAAGAAGCAAAUCAAGAGGUACCUGCAUGGCUUACCCGAUAUGCAUCCCGGGCUCCUUACGGUGGUAAUAAAAACCGACGAUAUGGAGGAGGAGGAGGAGGGCGUUUUGGUGGGCGUGAUUUCAGAAGGGAGGGUUCAGUUGGUAGGAACCUAGAUCACUACGGCGGAGGUAAUAGUGGCACUGCAUAUGGAUUUCCCGGGAAUUAUGGCGGAGGAGGAUAUGCUCCGGGAAUGACAAGUGCUUGGGAUUAGAUCCCACUUUAUACUGGACUAUAUAUUUUGUAUUUCGCUGAGUAUAUAUAUUUUUCGUCAGAUGUUCAAGGAUCAA
Gossypium arboreum is the source of this 2413-nucleotide messenger RNA. Its product is annotated as DEAD-box ATP-dependent RNA helicase 37-like. The transcript has 7 exons. Gene Ontology annotation, molecular function: RNA binding; RNA helicase activity; ATP binding. Gene Ontology annotation, cellular component: nucleus. The record is from RefSeq and is a predicted model, not a curated record. NCBI's taxonomy places the organism in Eukaryota, Viridiplantae, Streptophyta, Magnoliopsida, Malvales, Malvaceae. The coding region runs from base 472 to 2337 and encodes 621 amino acids.